This is a messenger RNA of Metarhizium album ARSEF 1941, 903 nucleotides long. RefSeq names its product NAD-dependent histone deacetylase, silent information regulator Sir2. NCBI's taxonomy places the organism in Eukaryota, Fungi, Ascomycota, Sordariomycetes, Hypocreales, Clavicipitaceae. Bases 1 to 903 code for a protein of 300 amino acids. Gene Ontology annotation, molecular function: NAD+ binding; protein-malonyllysine demalonylase activity; protein-succinyllysine desuccinylase activity. The record is from RefSeq and is a predicted model, not a curated record. The transcript is spliced from 3 exons.
AUGGCUCCCCACAACGACAUAGAAGCCUUCCAUGAGGUCCUCCUUUCCAGCCGCCUCAUUCUGGCCCUCUGCGGCGCCGGCCUGAGUGCAUCAUCCGGUCUCCCAACUUUUCGCGGAGCCGGAGGUCUCUGGAGGAUGCACUCGCCCACGAAGCUAGCCACGAUGAGGGCCUUUAAGACGGAUCCAGGUCUGGUAUGGUUAUUCUACGGUUAUCGACGACACUUGGCCUUGAAAGCCAACCCGAAUCCUGGCCACCAGGCUCUGGCAGCCCUGGCCAGGAAGAACGCGGAUUUCUUGUGUUUGACCCAAAACGUUGAUAACCUGUCUCAACGAGCAAAUCAUCCGACUGAGCAACUCUGCGCGCUGCACGGCUCUUUGUUCGACGUCAAAUGCACGACUGAAGGCUGCGGUUGGGUUCAGCGAAACAACUUUGACGACCCCUUUUGCCCAUCGUUGAAAGCCGGCUCGGAGGAUCCCCCCCCUGGAGAGUCACUUCCUCUCCUGGAUCCGUACCACCGAAUCAAGCACGUGCCUGAGGAGGAACUGCCCAAAUGCCCCAAGUGCCAGACGGGAAUUCAACGGCCUGGUGUGGUUUGGUUUGGCGAGGAGCUCGAUGAGAAUAUGAUGGAACAUAUCAAUGGAUGGAUUACAAAAGAUAAGAUCGACUUGAUGCUCGUAAUAGGCACAUCGGCACAAGUGUAUCCUGCGGCCGGAUACAUCUCAAGAGCAAGAUUGCACGGGGCUCGGGUCUGUACCGUCAACCCUGAUGCGGAGCAGGAGACUGAGCUGUACAAGAUACAGGAAGGAGAUUUCGCUUUCGGACAAGAUGCGGCAGAGGCGCUCCCCCGACUGCUCGAGCCAGUCAUUGGAACUUUGCAACAGAAUGGAGAAUUCAGAAAAUGA